AUGCCGUAUUGCAACUCAUCCAAACAAAAGCGGAGUCGAUCUCCAGCCUCGGACGAAAAGGCACUCUCUACACCGCGGCUGAAUAAACGUCAAUGCCAAGAGUCCGAUCGUUAUCAUGAUACACAGAACUCUGCCUCGCCCAGCCGUGAUAGCCCGUCUACUACACCUGCCAAUUCCAGUGUCUCUGCUACACUCAUCUAUGAGAGUCCAUCUACUCCAUUCUACAUUGCAAGUCCUUUUUUCUUGCCUAGUCAUGAGCGUCCGUCUACUACAUCUGCCAAUUAUUGUCUCUCUGUUGCGCCUAACCACGAGAAUCCAUCUACUUCAUUCUAUACCGCAAGUCCUUUUUUCUUGCCUAGUCAUGAGAGUCUGUCUACUUCACUCUAUAACGCAAGUCCCUUUUCCACACCCAGCAGCAAGUGUCUCCCUAGCGCAUCCAUCGACAACAGUCCCUUUGCCGCGUCUGGCGAUGCAAGUCCCUCUAUUACGCCUUAUAAUGAAGGUCCUUCUACUGCAUACAGCAGUGAGACCCUCUCUGCUAUAUCUGGCGACAAUAGUGCUAAGGUUGCACCUGGAGAUGAGACUUUACUAACUGCACCAAUAAUUAUUCGGGUUGGACCACAACCCCUUCAAGCACAAAAAUACAUUGUGUCAGUCCUCCAAACAUUUGCAGAAGACCAUAUCAAUUUUAUCAUUAGCAAGAGCCACAGAGGCAUAGAUCAACGUCUGCCAAAUACCACGCCUGAAAUGCUAAAAGCAGAUGCCAAAGGUCUUUUCCAAACCUUGAAGAGCUCGUUAUGCAUGAAUGGUAAUCUGGUAACAAGAGUCUGUGAUUACACUGGGAUUCCACUAUCAUGGUCAGAAGGACCAGGUCGUCUCUCCUUGGAAGCUAUUUAUCCCUAUGUUGUAAAAGAAGAUCGCAUUGCAUACCAUGCAAACCCUAAUGUAUGCUUUAUUGCAGCAUCUAAUAAUAUGGCAAGAAAGAGGCACCCUCCGAUCCUCUUGGCGCUUAUCGCAGCAUGGUUCAAUAGCAUGAGAGAGCAUGAUCUUGAAGCUCGCCAGGCUCAGCAGACGUGGAUUUACAAUGCACUCUGCAAUGUUGCCAGCUUAGAGCACAUUUUCCACCUUACACUAUCGCACGCAGAUCAAAUAGCAAGGUGGGAAGCGUGGCCACUGGAGCGGCAGAAAGAGGCUCUUGAGGUAAUAAGGACUGGAACCAAGGACCCUAUUGUCGACGAGCUGCUAUCUGGGCUCUCUGCUGGAGAACUGUUCCACAGCAGUAGGAAACCUCUUGCCAAAACUUCUCAUCGAGAAAUCAUCGCCAGUCGUUCUAUGUUAGACACGCUCAUGGGAAUUGGGGAGAAAUAUGGACUCUCACGAGAAGAAUUUACUACCUACCUUACCAUUGAAGCGCCUGGUCGAUCAGAGAGAGUCUUCUACGCAUUCCAUGUUCUGUCGCGGCCCCAAGCGGAAGAGAAUGGAUGGGAUUGGAACGGAGUCACUGCUUUUGGUCGACGAUUAACACGCGCCCUUAAAGACCAAUGUAACCGACACGCGGAGGCAGCGGGAUAUGGGGAAACUGAUCUCAAUGAGACUACCAUGGUCUAUUGGAUGGCCGCUUAUUUCAGCAAAAAAAUCGCCGAUUUCAAGGAAGCUAAUCCAGCGGCCGGAGAGUCUGAGAUCCUGUGGUGCUCUAUGUUGGAUCGAUGGGGCCUCCCCAUGGUACCAUGGGUCCGUCAUGUUUUAAGAAUGUCCUUGUGUAAAGGACCUGAUCACGGAAUCGCAGUGUUGCUUGGUUUUCUACCGACUAAUGGCGAGGCAAUUAAUCCUCCCCGGCAUAUUGAUCUUUCUUUACGGGUCGUCGAACUUGAUACAGGGUUUACAAACUUUGCCAUGAAGAACUAUGCAGUUGCCGAUUGGCACUGA
This is a messenger RNA of Trichoderma asperellum CBS 433.97, 1926 nucleotides long. NCBI's taxonomy places the organism in Eukaryota, Fungi, Ascomycota, Sordariomycetes, Hypocreales, Hypocreaceae. The record is from RefSeq and is a predicted model, not a curated record.